Molecule: messenger RNA, 1139 nt
Organism: Caenorhabditis elegans
Lineage: Eukaryota; Metazoa; Nematoda; Chromadorea; Rhabditida; Rhabditidae
Gene: marc-4
Product: RING-CH-type domain-containing protein
Exons: 7
Coding region: 7-960 (317 amino acids)
Molecular function (GO): zinc ion binding
Source: RefSeq, marked reviewed
UUUCAGAUGGCUCAGGACGGAGACCGCCAUCACAUUUUUGUCAGUGCUCCGCCGCCGCCGCCACCUUCCUCGUCGAUUCCAGCUCCAUCGCAGCCAAAUAGACUGGAAAAGGAGCCGCUCAUCGAUGAGGAAACUGACAUGAUUGACGAAUCCCGAGCCACGUAUUGGAAGGGAUGUGAAUUCUUGAAAGCCUCUGGGUUGUACUCGAGUAAAUUAUCCCUGCAAUCCGCGUCUGCAAAUAUGUGCCGAAUAUGUCAUACUUCUACGUCAACGCGGUCAAAUCCGCUCAUCUCACCGUGUCGAUGCUCUGGAACACUGCUCUUUGUGCAUAAGGCGUGUGUUGUGAGAUGGCUGGAAAUGUCGACUCGAAAAAUGGUCCCAUCACCACGUUGCGAACUAUGCGGCUACGAUUAUCGACGUGGAAAUAUAUUUCAAAUGAAAUCUUUACAUGUUCCACACGUGGAUCGAUCAUCUUGUCUGCUCAAUGUGCUCUUUUUGAUUACCGUAUUAAUUAUGAUAUUUUGUGGAUAUUUUACGAUUCAAUUCAUUCAGGAGAAUGCACUCUUAAAACGAAGGCUCUUCGCGCACAGUUCGACAAACACAGCGUACACGUGGAAACGGCGUGGCUAUUUCAGCGGAAACGGGAAUGGAGACGGGGACGGUAGUUCGGAUGGAUAUUUCUCGCGUACACCUGUCUCAUCACUUUUUGACAUAAAAGUGGUCUUGUGUGCCAGCAUGUUCUUGGUCUCGUUCAUUUUGGCCCUUUUUACACAGUAUAAAGCCGAGUCCACGAUAUUCCGAUGUAUUUUCCGAUUUUUUGUGAUCAAUAAGAAUUGGAUGAUCAAAAACUACGAUAUCAAAAAUGAUCCCGAAAUGGCUCACCGCCGCGGUCUCCAGAAGUCUUCACCUGUUCCGUUAACCUUAUCAGCUUCUGAUAUGUGUAUCCACGUGUCAUCCUAGUCAACAAUUCAACGAAAAAAACCAUUCCAGUUACAAUUUCUCAUUUCUUUUCACCACUUUCGGGUUUUUUGCAAAUUAAAAAAAUUUCGAUUUUUUUUUUGAAAUUUUAAUUUUCCAAUUUUUAUUUUUAUUCCACAACUCAGGUUGCUCAACAGUGCCUAAAAUAAAUUUUAUUUCUU